AUGCUACAUAAUAAUAUACUGAAACUUACGAGUUUACUAUUAUUUACGUUUACAUUUAAUAAAGUACUUGGAGAUGACGCAGUAACAACUACUCCAGCAAACAACAAUAACAAUAACAAUAAUAAUCCACAAACAACCUCAGAUGAUAAUGUAGUUAGACUUACUUUAGCACGACAAACAACUACCCCAGAAGCAAUAACCAACACUCUAACACAAACAACCACAUCUCGUAUACCCACAUCUCAAACAGCCGAAAAUAGUGCUGAUGAAGAAGUAUUUAAAAUAUUAUUAACUAUGCCAAGUGAUGAUAAUUAUUAUAAUGGAAUGUUUGGCUUUGGAGGUAAUGGAAAUGGCAAUAAUGGAGUACAACAAAUUGAAUUAAGAUUAGAUCUAAUCCAACCAGAUGUUUGGGUAAUGAAUAAUGCUUCAUUUUAUGAUUGUUCUUAUUUAAGUGAAUGGUGGGAUUCUGAAGCUUCUUAUUAUGGUAUUACAUUAGUUACAAAUUCUGAAGGGGAAGAAAGUACUGAGAUUGAUUUACCUGCAAGUAUAACCACAAUGGAACAAUAUACGGCUUCAAAUUGUGCUAGAAAUGGAAGAUAUGCAGAAACUAUACCAGUUGAUCAACAACCACAACCAACUGAUGAUGUAUUCCAUAAUGGUGAUACUAGAAUUAUUCCAUAUAUUAAUUUAAUCAAUGCUAUGGGUCAAAUAAAUACUAAUAAUUUUUCAUUUAAUAUUACCAAUGGGAAUUUAGUUCGAAUUGAUCAAUUUACAUUUGUAAAUGUAAAUGAUACAAAUAUGUAUGUUGGAGGAUUAGGUCUUGCCGGUAAUCCAUCAAAUUCAGGAUUUUUAUAUUCUUUGGUAGAUCAAGGAAUUAUCCGGUCUCCAGGUUAUUCAUUAUGGUUUAAUAAUCAGAGUGAUUGGCAAAAUGCCCUUGGACAAUUAAUCCCCGGGGUUGUCAAUAAGAAAUAUUAUAAUGGAGAUUUAGUAGCUUAUGAUAUGGUUCAACAACAAGGUACUAGAUAUCCACCUGAUUUAGCUGGGACAGAUUCUGAAUUAAAUGAAUUAAAUUUACCUAUUGUUCUGAUUUUAGAUUUAGUGGUUGAAAAUGAAAGUACUGGACAAACAAUGAGUAUGAAAUCAAGUGAUGAUCCAUUACCGGUAUUAUUAGAUAGUAGAAGUUUUUAUACUUAUUUACCGUUGGAUAUUAUUAUUAAUUUAGCAAUUCAAAUGAAUGCUUAUUAUUCAAGUGAAGCUGAUCGUUGGUUAGUUGAAUGUGAUGUUAUCCUGAAUAGCACAGCCGAUUUGAAUUUCCAAUUUGGGGGAGGAUUACAAGUUAGAAUCCCAUUGACUGAAUUUAUAACUACAGCAGUAUAUGAAGGCAAAACCCUUAAUUUUGAGGAUGGACAACAAGCCUGCUUUUUGGCAAUGAGUCCUACUUCCAAAACAGGAUAUAAUUCCCUUGGAUUACCUUUUAUUAGAAGAAUAUAUCUUGUUGUCGAUAAUGAAGGACAAAAAAUCGCCAUGGCAAAUUCAAACAACUACCUUCAAGUCGAUAGACAAGACCUUGCACCAGAAGUAACUAGAGUGACAACACUCAAUCAAACGGCAGUUUCCAUCUCCCUUGCGACCGCAUCUAGUACUCGAACCGGUGGUAGUAAUUCAAGUACAAGCAUGACUGGAUCAAUUGCCCAGAUUGCAUUCAAACAAAUCCCAUUUGCAACCACCUAUAGUCAAAACAGUAGUGAUAGUAGUGUUAUAUUUUCAUUCACAUCCGUAUAUGCUAAUUCAGAUGAUGGGGCCGAGAAUUUGGAUAGGAUACCUGCAAGAUUAAGUGGUGCUAUGAUUAGAAGUGGAAGUAUUUAUUUAACUGGAGUUGGUGGAGGACUGUUGACUACUACUACUACUAUUCCUGGUCGGGGUGCGACUGCUGCUUCGGCAAAUCCUAGUCUGACGAGAAAUAUCGGUGUCGGGAGUGCUGGAGAAAUUGGAGGGAUGAUGAGAGGAGUGUUUGAGAAAGAUAUUAGAAUUGUUAUGGGGAUAAUUGGUGGGAUCGUUUUGGUGGUUUUAAUGUAA
Molecule: messenger RNA, 2076 nt
Organism: Hemisphaericaspora subhashii
Lineage: Eukaryota; Fungi; Ascomycota; Pichiomycetes; Serinales; Debaryomycetaceae
Gene: YPS7
Product: putative aspartic endopeptidase
Exons: 1
Coding region: 1-2076 (691 amino acids)
Biological process (GO): proteolysis
Molecular function (GO): aspartic-type endopeptidase activity
Source: RefSeq, a predicted model, not a curated record